Molecule: messenger RNA, 744 nt
Organism: Solanum tuberosum (potato)
Lineage: Eukaryota; Viridiplantae; Streptophyta; Magnoliopsida; Solanales; Solanaceae
Exons: 3
Coding region: 1-744 (247 amino acids)
Molecular function (GO): nucleic acid binding; zinc ion binding
Source: RefSeq, a predicted model, not a curated record
AUGGCUUCAGAGAGCAACUUUGUGCAAGAAACAAUUCCCCAUUUCGAUGGUCACUAUGACCAUUGGAGUAUGCUGAUGAAAAACUUUUUACGGUCAAAGGAGUAUUGGCCAAUUGUCGAAGAUAGAAUCGGCACUCCAGCGGAAGAAACUUCCAAGGAUAUAUGGGACUCCAUGAAGAAGAAGUAUCAAUGCACUACAAGAGUGAAGCGAGCACAACUUCAAGCCUUGAGGAGGGACUUUGAAACUUUGCAGAUGAAGGAGGGUGAAACUAUAUUGCUUUCCCUAUCAUCAAAAUAUGGUUAUUUUGUAUGCUCGAUUGAGGAGUCAAAAGACAUAGAUGUUUUGUCACUUGACGAAUUGCGAAAUUCCUUGUUGGUGGAUGAGCUAAAGAUGAACAUAAGUUCAACUUUUGAGGAGCAUGCCUGGAACGCUUCUACUUUUAUUCCUUCCAAUUCUAGAGGAAGGGGUAGAGGUAGAGGAAGAGGGAGAAGAGACCGAGAAAAUAGAGAUGGUGGCAACAAAGAAGGCAGUAGGAAUUUUAGAGCUAAUGAUGACUAUGGCAGAGGUAGAGGAAGAGAUUUUGAUAAAUCUAAGGUGGAAUGUUAUCGCUGCCAUAAGUUUGGUCAUUAUCGUUCUGAAUGUCGUACUAGGCUGCCUAGUGAGAAAGAAGAAAAGUCAAAUUUUGCUGAGAACAAGGAGGGGGAAACCUUGUUAAUGGCAGUCCAUGUCGAAAACGAGUCAUAG